Effrenium voratum is the source of this 738-nucleotide messenger RNA. The record is from the annotation of a GenBank genome assembly. Lineage: Eukaryota; Dinophyceae; Suessiales; Symbiodiniaceae.
AUGUUGCUGACAGUCAGCGACCUGGGGCAGACGCGCUGGGAGAACGUGGAGUUUGAGGCGACGGACACUGUGGCCGCGCUGAAGGCGAAGGUAGAAGAGCUCUGGCACUUGGAGCCCCAAAGGCAGCGCCUGCGCUGCGUCUGCGGCAUGCAGAUCCUGGAGGACGAUGAGGCGACCUUGGGCUCUUGCGUGAAGCACGAGGAUUGCAUCACGGUGCUUCUGGAGGCCCCCGGGCCCAUCCUGCUGAAGGGCUCCGUGAAGGACGACGGUGACGGUGACUCAGAUGAGCUGCGAACUGCCGUGACGUCGCCUAAGCUGCAGCACCCGGUCUUCAAGGUGGAGAUUUCCGUUGCCCAGUACAACUGGAACAGUGGCAGCAGCAUUUGGCUCACUCUGCGAAGCCCGGAAGGCGAGGUCUUGGCCAAUGAAAAGUUGAGCCCGGCGCGUGAGGGUGGGGAUUGCCCAAGCUUCGAAGCGCCGAAAAGCCUCACCUUCUCACAGGAAGACGAGGUUGUGAGUCUGGCGCACGCGGGGUGUGCCUAUGAGCUUCGGUACUGCGUCGGCGGAGGAGGCAACCACGCCAUUCAGGUGAAGAAGUGGAUUUGCCGCAUUUGCUUCACCUCCGAGAAAGAACCGAGCAAGAUCAUCAGAUUUCCUGGAAGGGGGGAUGUCACUGAAAGCGACUCCUCCGGCUGCACGAAGAUUUGGGGUAUAAUGUCAUCGGAUUCCGACUUUUGA